ACUGCUGGACGUCUGAUGUCUGAGGAUGACGACGAUCCUUGAACCUUCGUCCUUCACCUCCGGAUACGAAGAACCACAGCUGAUAUCAGCCGAGGCCUUCAGGAGAUGAAACACAGACGGACGCUGAGCAGCUGCAAGUCCCUGCGAUGUCUCUGCUCGGCGAUGUUUGUCUGGUGACGGGAGCUUGUGGAUUUCUGGGACGGAGGCUGGUGAAGCUGCUGCUGGAGGAGGAAAAAACAGCCGAGAUCCGACUUCUGGACAAACAAAUCCAGCUGCAGCUUUUACAGAGUCUGGAGGGCUGCAGAGGCGACACCAAACUGACAGCUUUUGAAGGCGACAUCAGAGAUGCUGACUUCGUUAGAAAAGCGUGUCGAGGAGCUUCCAUGGUUUUCCACAUCGCUUCCAUCAUCGACGUCACCGAUGCCGUGGAGCCCAGUGAGCUUUAUGGGGUCAACGUCAAAGGAACCCAGCUGCUCCUGGAGGCCUGUAUCCAGGAGAACGUUGGGUCCUUCAUCUACACCAGCACCAUCGAAGUGAUGGGACCGAACCCCAGAGGAGAACCCAUAGUCAACGGGGACGAGGACACCGUCUACCAUAGCAGCCUCAAGUUCGACUACAGCAAGACCAAGAGGGAGGCCGAGGACAGAACCCUGCAGGCCCACGGAGAACCUCUGCAGAACGGCGACCGGCUGGCGACCUGCGCCCUGCGACCGAUGUACAUCUACGGAGAGGGCUGUCGCUUCCUGCUGGGUCACAUGAGCGACGGGAUCCGAAACAACGACAUUCUGUACCGGAUGUCUCUACCGGAGGCUCUGGUGAACCCCGUCUACGUGGGGAACGUCGCCGUCGGUCACCUCCAGGCCGCCCGGAGCCUCAAAGACCCGCGAAAACGAGACGCCGUCGGUGGAAAGUUCUACUUCAUCUCCGACGAUACGCCCCACGUGAGCUACUCCGACUUCAACCACGUGGUCAUGGCUCCUCUGGGCUUCGGCAUCCAGAAGAACCUCAUGGUUCCGCUGAGACUCUUCUACAUUUUCUGUUUUUUCAUGGAGACUUUUUGCUUGAUGCUCCGGCCGUUUGUUCGCCUCGUUCCGCCGCUGAACCGGCAGCUGCUCACCAUGUUGAACACCUCGUUCAGCUUCUCCUACCAGAAGGCCAAGAGGGACCUGGGCUACGAGCCGAGGUUCAGCUGGGAGGAGGCCAGAAGAUCCACCGUGGAGUGGUUGGCGUCCAAGCUGCCGACCGAGAGGGAACGGAUCGCGUUGAGCUAAGUCGCUAAAACUACAAUUAGUGACAUUUAACAUAGUUUUUUUCAGGUACACUUUAUAAAUACUUAAACUACACUGUAAAAGAAACGCGUCAAAAAAACUAUAAUAUUCAAGAAAGUGGGCCCAAAGUUUCCCCACCUCAUUAAAAUACAGUCAUUUUCUUAAACUAAAACACAUCUUCUGGCCUUGUUUUUCUCUAUUUUUUGUCUUUUUGGGACAUUUUGCAACAAUGUUGAGCCUCAUUUCAACUUCAGUUCAUAUUUUGGGACCCAAUUUGUAAUUUUCUUUGUCUCUUUAUUGUUGUUAAAUUUGUGACAUUUUGUGUCUAGUUUUGCCCAUUUUAACUUCCUGCCCAUUUUUAUGCCUGUGUAUUCAGUUUUUGUUCCACUUUGAUCUACUUGUGUUCCAAUUUGUUAUUUUUUUUGUCUCUUUAUGGUUGUUUUUGUUCUGUUUUAACCCUAGUGUGUCACAUUUGGGAUAUUUUAUGCCUGAUUCUAGACAUUUUGCAUCUUUUCACAUUUGGUUUGAACCUAUUUUGGCCCUUUGAUGUCACAUUUGGGACAGUUUUAGUCUGAAAUUAGAAAUUUUUCAUCUUUUAAUGGAUGUUAUUGUCCCAUUUUAGUUAUCUCGAGCCCCAGAUUGUUAAUUUUGUGUCACUUUAUGGUUGGUUUUGGUCCAUUUUGGUCCUUGUGAGUCACAUCUGGGACAUUUUAUGUCUGAUUCUAUACAUUUUGCAUCUUUUCAUACUUGAUUUUGUUCCAUUUUAGCUCAUUUGAGACACAUUUGGGACAUUUAUAGUCUGAAUUUAGACAUUUUUCAUCUUUUAAUGGUUGUUAUUGUCCCAUUUUGGUCAUUUUGGGCUGCAAAUUGUUAAUUUGUCACUUUCUGGUUGAUUUUGUUUCAUGUUGACAUUUAUAGUCUGAAUUUAGACAUUGUUCAUCUUUUCAGUUGGUUUUGUCCCAUUCUGGUUAUUUUGCAUUUCAUAUUGUUAUUUUUUGUCUGUUUAUGGUUGAUUUUGUUCCAUUUUAGCUCAUUUGAGACACAUUUGGGACAUUUAUAGUCUGAAUUUAGACAUUUUUCAUCUUUUAUUGGUUGUUUUUGUCCCAUUAUGGUUAUUUAGGGACCCAAAUUGUUUGUUUUGUUCAUCUCUUUUUGAUUGACUUUGUUACAUUUGGGACAUUUUAUGUAUAGUUUUGGUAAUUUUACUUCUCUUUGUGCCCAUUUUGUCUCUCUGUGCUUAUUGUUUGUCCCAGUUUGGUCUAUUCGUGUUCUAUUUUAUUAAUAUUGUGUCUAGUUUUGCUAAUUUUGCCUGUCUUUGCUACCAUCAUAUCUCAUUGUAUUUUUUUUUAUUUCCAGUUUGGUCUAUUCGUGUUCCAAUUUCUUGAUUUGGUGUGUCUUUGUGGUCAUUUUGCAUCUCUUUAUGGUUGGUUUUCUUCCAUUUUGUUCCUUUUGUGUCACAUUUGGGACAUUUAUAGUCUGAAUGUAGACAUUUUUUAUCUUUUAAUGGUAUUUUUGUCCCAUUUUGUAGUUUUUGUGUUACAUUUGGGACAUUUUAUGACUAAUUUUGCUAAUUUUUCCACUCUUUGUGCCCAUUUGGUCUCUUUGUGUUUAAUUUGUGUUCCCCUUCAGUUGAGUUGUGUUCCAUUUUAUCAAUUUUGUGUCUCUUUGUGGUCAUUUUUAAAAAUCUUUUUAUGGGUGACUUUGUUCCACUUUGGACAUUUUGUGUCACUUUUGGGACAUUUUAUGUCUAGUUUUGUCCAUUCUACCCUUGUCUGUGCCCAUUUUAUCGCUUUGUAUUUAUUUUUUGUUCCACUUUGAUCUACUUAUGUCCCAAUUUGUUAAUGUUUUUGUUUCUUUUUGGUUGCUUUUGCUCUAUUUCAUUCCUUUUGAGUCACAUUUGGGACAUUUUGUGUCUGUUUCUAGACAUUUUGCAUCUUUUCACACUUGGUUUUGUUCCAUUUUGGUUAUUUUGGGUCUCAUAUUGUUAAAUUUUUGUCUCGUAUGGUUGGUUUUGUUCCGUUUUGGUCCACUUUGGAACAUUUAUAGUCUGGAUUUAGACAUUUUUCAUCUUUUAUUGGUUGCUUUUGUCCCAUUUUGGUUAUUUUGGACCUCAAAUUGUAAUUUGUUUUGUCUCUUUAUGAUUGGGUUUUGUUACAUUUGGGACAUUUUCUGUAUAGUUUUGUUAAUUUUACCUCUUUUGACUCUUUGUGUUUAUUUUUUGUGCCAGUUUGGUCAAUUUUAUGUCCCAUUGUAUUAAUUGUGUGUCUCUUUAUGGUUGGUUUUGUUCCAUUUUGACCCACAGGUGUUACAUUUGGGACAUUUAUAAUCUGAAUUUAGACUUUUUUUGUGGUCUACCAGUUGUUGUGUUCCUGUGACCACCUUACAUGGGUAGACUGAACUGUCACAGACUUGUGAAACUGUAGAAACACAGAAUUUCCAAAUCCACAAAUUCCUUUGGCGUCAGACCGAGCAGCGUUUUUUCCUGCUUUCAUGUGUUUACACAAGUUCCUUUGAAUUUAUUUAUCUUUAGAGAAACAAAGAGACAUUACAAGUAUACUAAUAAUACUUGUCUCAGUUUGUUUUUAUUUGAAGGGCUGAUGAAAACACAUUUCAUUCAACAUUUGCAUUGUGUCUGUAAUUAUACAAGAUCAUU
Molecule: messenger RNA, 3921 nt
Organism: Amphiprion ocellaris (clown anemonefish)
Lineage: Eukaryota; Metazoa; Chordata; Actinopteri; Pomacentridae
Gene: hsd3b1
Product: hydroxy-delta-5-steroid dehydrogenase, 3 beta- and steroid delta-isomerase 1
Exons: 4
Coding region: 147-1271 (374 amino acids)
Biological process (GO): steroid biosynthetic process
Molecular function (GO): 3-beta-hydroxy-Delta5-steroid dehydrogenase (NAD+) activity
Source: RefSeq, a predicted model, not a curated record